CCUAAAUCACAACUAAAACCUUUUCUUCUUCUUCUUCUUCUUCUUCUUCUUCUUCUUCUUCUUCUUCUUCUUCUUCUUCUUCUUCUUCUUCUUCUUCUUCUUCUUCAACCUUUGCUUCAAUCUUUAAUAACUCUCAACAAAAACCAAACAUGGUGGUUUUGCCACAGCCAGUCACUUUAGAUAACCACAUCUCCCUAAUCCCAACAUAUAAACCGGUUCCGGUUCUCACUUCCCAUUCAAUCCCCGUCGUGAACCUAACCGAUCCGGAAGCGAAAACCCGAAUCGUAAAAGCCUGUGAGGAGUUCGGGUUCUUCAAGGUCGUAAACCACGGAGUCCGACCCGAACUCAUGACUCGGUUAGAGCAGGAGGCUAUUGGCUUCUUCGCCUUGCCUCAGUCUCUUAAAAACCGGGCCGGUCCGCCUGAACCGUACGGUUAUGGUAAUAAACGGAUUGGACCAAACGGUGACGUUGGUUGGAUUGAGUAUAUCCUCCUCAAUGCUAACCCUCAGCUCUCCUCUCCUAAAACCUCCACCGUUUUCCGUCAAACCCCUCAAAUUUUCCGAGAGGCGGUGGAGGAGUACAUGAAGGAGAUUAAGGAAGUGUCGUACAAGGUGUUGGAGAUGGUGGCUGAAGAACUAGGGAUAGAGCCAAGAGACACUCUGAGUAAAAUGCUGAGAGACGAGAAGAGUGACUCGUGCCUGAGACUAAACCAUUAUCCGGCGGCGGAGGAAGAGGCGGAGAAGAUGGUGAAGGUGGGGUUUGGGGAACACACAGACCCACAAAUAAUCUCAGUGCUAAGAUCUAAUAACACGGCGGGUCUUCAAAUCUGUGUGAAAGAUGGAAGUUGGGUCGCUGUCCCUCCUGAUCACUCUUCUUUCUUCAUUAAUGUUGGAGAUGCUCUUCAGGUUAUGACUAACGGGAGGUUCAAGAGUGUUAAACACAGGGUCUUAGCCGAUACAAGGAGAUCGAGGAUUUCAAUGAUAUAUUUCGGGGGACCGCCAUUGAGCGAGAAGAUCGCACCGUUGCCAUGCCUUGUCCCUGAGCAAGAUGAUUGGCUUUACAAAGAAUUCACUUGGUCUCAAUACAAAUCUUCUGCUUACAAGUCUAAGCUUGGUGAUUAUAGACUUGGUCUCUUUGAGAAACAACCUCUUCUCACUCAUAAAACCAUUGUAUGAGAGUAGUCAUGAUCAUCCCUAUCAUCCUUUGUAUGAUAAAAGUCAUAAUCACAA
Molecule: messenger RNA, 1229 nt
Organism: Arabidopsis arenosa
Lineage: Eukaryota; Viridiplantae; Streptophyta; Magnoliopsida; Brassicales; Brassicaceae
Source: the annotation of a GenBank genome assembly